UCGAAAACCCGCCGCGUUACUUGUAAAAGUUGUGUUCAAUUUGAUGCGAAGAGUGAAGAGCUAAAGGAGCUUUUGGGGCAAGACGGAGGCAAAGGAAUUGUCGCGAUCGUCGGCAUCCUUCUUGAGAUGGCUCCCGAUUCGCGACAUUACGGUUUUGCUGCAUCGGAAGAAGAUUUGGAGCUAAGCCAGGAGAAAGUAACCUACAACCAACCUCUCAAGUGGCAAAACAUCGCCAGCCUUUUACUGAUCCACCUUUGGGGCGCUUACGGACUCAUCUACACCUUGCCAGUCAUCAAACUAUGGGCUUUUGUUUUCAUAACGACUUACGGAUGGGCCGGAGCGCUGGGAACGACGGCAGGCGCGCACAGACUUUGGUCGCACCGCUCGUACAAAGCCAAGUGGCCCCUCAGAGUGAUUUUGGCGGUGUUUUUCGCCAUUGCAGGAAUGAGUAGAAUUUACGAUUGGGUGCGGGACCAUCGAGUGCACCACAAGUUCGUCGACACCGCCGCCGACCCGCACAACAUCAACCGCGGCUUCUUUUUUGCCCACUGCGGUUGGAUCAUGAAAGCAAAACACCCUCUUGUCAUCAAGAACGGCAGGAAACUGAGUCUGGACGACAUCAAGAGAGACCCAAUUGCAUGCUGGAGCGACGACCACUUCAUUUUGAUGAAGACGCUCUUUUGCUUUGUCGUGCCGAUUCUUGUGCUCAAAAUCGCGUUUGGUGAGCCUUGGUGGCUUUGCUUCGGCGCCAACAUGUCCAGGUACAUGAUCGGCCUGAAUGGCUACUGGGUGGUCAACAGCGUGGCCCACUACUGGGGGAGCCACCCUUAUGACAGGAAAAUUAAGCCGACGGAAAACGUGUUUGUGACGAUUUACGCGUUCGGCGAGGGUUGGCACAACUUCCACCACGUUUUCCCCUGGGACUACAGUUCGUCAGAGUACGGACCCAAGAAGAACAACAUGACGACGCUGUUUAUCAAUUUCUUUGCCUUGAUCGGCUGGGCCACAGACUGCAAAACUGUCACAAAGGAAAUGGCUAAAAGACGAGCCAUUUCUUCUGGCGACGGAACUUACAAUUCGGAGGAGGAAUUGCAUUGAUAGAAUUGUUAAUUUCAAAUAUAAUUUAAUAAUAAAGUUAUUUAA
Neocloeon triangulifer is the source of this 1143-nucleotide messenger RNA. RefSeq names its product acyl-CoA Delta-9 desaturase-like. Lineage: Eukaryota; Metazoa; Arthropoda; Insecta; Ephemeroptera; Baetidae. Gene Ontology annotation, molecular function: stearoyl-CoA 9-desaturase activity; iron ion binding. The record is from RefSeq and is a predicted model, not a curated record. The transcript is spliced from 6 exons. Bases 127 to 1098 code for a protein of 323 amino acids. Gene Ontology annotation, cellular component: endoplasmic reticulum membrane. Gene Ontology annotation, biological process: unsaturated fatty acid biosynthetic process.